Phytomonas sp. Hart1 is the source of this 948-nucleotide messenger RNA. NCBI's taxonomy places the organism in Eukaryota, Euglenozoa, Kinetoplastea, Trypanosomatida, Trypanosomatidae. The record is from the annotation of a GenBank genome assembly.
AUGCGGUACGGCAAACACGGCUACGAUUUUUUCACCCACCUCCAACUCCACGGCGCGCGCCUGACGGAAGGCUUCACGCGGCUCCGCGUGGGGCUUUACACGCUCGGCACCGCCGCAGGGGUGUUUUACGCGCUGCUUUGGCUGACGUCCUACCGCUUUCGCCUGACGACCGAUCCUUCGCCCUACUCGAACUACGUCUUCGCGGGCUUCCCGAGCGAUUAUGUGGAGGUGGAGAACAUCUGGACCGGGCGUCGGCGGGUUAUCACCUUCGAUGCGGAAGACGCCGCGGGGGGAAACGACGCGGCUUCGCAUCCCGGCGAACCCAAUCCCGGGCCGACCGCGAAACCUCCGCCGCGCAUUCGCGAGAAGACAAUCACGAUCAACCGAUUUAAGGAUCGCCUGCAUGUUUAUCAGCAAAAGGCGCGCGCGGUGGUGGUGGUCGACGCCGCGGCGGAGCUCACGGCGGAUCGGUUUGUGCGCGCGAGGGAGGGCGCCGCGAUCCACCGACGGGAUCAACUUUUUUUCCCCGAUUUUCCCCCGCCGAGUUCGCGCGAAAACGAUUGGGAAUCGGGCGAAGCGCGGGGGGAGGGGGCGUCUUCGUCGCCCGCGCCCUCGCGGGUGUACGUCGAGGCGUGGAUUCGCCCGCGGGAGGCCGAGAAUCGGCUCCAGCGCGGCGCACUGCCCGUUUUCGAGGAGACGACGCGGCGGGUGAUCCAGGAGAAGCUCCAAACCCGCUAUUUUGACCUCCUCCUCGCGAAAAAUGCGGAAAAAAUGGAGAAAAUCUACGCCGAGGCGCUUCUUCGCAGCGGCGUCGUCCGCGGCGGCGGCGUCGGCCUCCUCGACGUCGUCCCCGACCGGCGCCCGUUCGCGGAGGAGGUCCUCGCGGAGGUCAAGCGGCGAUUGGGGGAUCGCGUGAUUCUGUGCGAAUAUCAUCUGCGAUUUUUCUAG